Molecule: messenger RNA, 1432 nt
Organism: Klebsormidium nitens
Lineage: Eukaryota; Viridiplantae; Streptophyta; Klebsormidiophyceae; Klebsormidiales; Klebsormidiaceae
Source: the annotation of a GenBank genome assembly
GACACCGCGUGUCAGAUUAGGGUUUCAACUUUCUGUGCAAGUCAAGUCGAAGCACGUGAGAUGCCCCCCAGAAAAAGUAAUCGAUGUUUCAUUGCUGGCCUUGGCGGCUUCCUAGCACUGUAUAGCACUGCAUCAGUGCAUGCAGCCUUGAAGCAGCUGAGCCCGUUCAGCAACAGGGUUCUGCGUGCAAGCAGUCAAAGGGCAGGGGGAGACCUGCCUUUCAACAUUUGCGGCACAUGCGCUAUGUCUCCAGAUGUGGAGAGAACAAUGCACUUCCAGAGCAACAGAAAGAAACACGUUGUGGAGCGUUUGAAGGAGUUUGGGUUGGACAUCACUGGAGUGCCCCGCUAUGAGAGUGUUGGGAAAUUAUUGCAGAGGAAUGUGGGCAAGGUGCGAGUUGUUCAUGGGCGGCCCUUUCUCAUUGACCGGCGGGGUGCACUGGAGCCACAUGUUCGAGUGUGGAAGCCUAAGGACGAAACGGGCCAGGCCCAGGUGUUUGAAGUUUUGGCGACACAAGAUAUCAACGCCAGUGCCGACACAGUGUACAGCAUCCUAGCAAACCACGAGAACUCCAAGAACGUCUUCCGCUCAAUUGCUGGAGCCAAGAUUGAACACAAAGACGGGAAGAAGCUUUUGCACCAACGGCAGCGGUGGAAGUGUAUGAUGUUCAAUGGAACGUUCCUGUCUCAGCUUUGGGUGAAUGAGGACCCUGUCAAGAGAUCAAUCACAUUCGACUUAGCUAGGCCGGGGUUCAUGCAAGACUUCAAUGGUAUGUUCCAAGUGGAACCGGUAGGUCCCGGAGUAGGAGACAAGCACGCUGGAAGCACUUCGCGGUUGACGCUCAAGCAAAGGGCCCGCCCUUCAAUAGCUGCCCCAGGUCCGGCAGGAUUCUAUGUACAGCAUAUUUUAACUUCUCUAGUACACGAAACAAUGAACGACAUUCAAACUUACACGGACGCUUUCGUGAAGAAUUUAAAUCAAAGCAAAGGGAAGGAACAUAGCUGAGGGUGAUUACCGUCUUACAUAUAGCGAGGAGUUCGAAACCUGUACAUUUGCGAUUCUGGGACAUAGAAAAGAGCUAGUCAGACAUAUUCCGAAUUUGUAUAUCUGCGAUUGUAGUCCGUGUUGGGAUAUUUUUUGUUGUCAAUGCACGCAGAUCUGAGUUGUUUUGAAUUGAGGCUUUGCUUCAAGGUUACUUCGAGCAAUAAAUGACAUGUUAAAACAAUAAUUCGUGCUCAUUAUUAAUUUGCCAUUACCGUUUCUCUCAUUGAUCGCCGGACAAGACUUACAAUCGUAGCGAGCUGUAGAUUCAACAAACUAUCCCGGGACUGCCAAAGACCGUGCUCCAUGGCUCUAAUGUGGCUAAGGGCGUUAACAAAUGAGAAGUCACCAUCGCGCGAUAUAGGCACUCACUCGACAAGAGCUUUGGGAA